Messenger RNA from Chenopodium quinoa (quinoa), 2424 nucleotides. RefSeq names its product glucose-1-phosphate adenylyltransferase large subunit 1-like. The record is from RefSeq and is a predicted model, not a curated record. Gene Ontology annotation, biological process: glycogen biosynthetic process. Gene Ontology annotation, molecular function: glucose-1-phosphate adenylyltransferase activity. The transcript is spliced from 15 exons. Bases 367 to 1944 code for a protein of 525 amino acids. Lineage: Eukaryota; Viridiplantae; Streptophyta; Magnoliopsida; Caryophyllales; Amaranthaceae.
CACUCUUGCACAUUUUAAGAGAGAAAAAAUAGAACAAAAACAAUAUACAAAUAAGGAAGAAGAUUUCACUGUCAAUAAAUUUAGUUUUUCAAGGCAUGUAAAAUAACAAAAUAAAAUUUUCCAGUUAUCAUAAGAAGAGGAUUUUCGUGAAAAGAGGGCUCACAGGCCAAUAAAGCCCAUACUUUCACCAUCAUUCAUGCUUGUUUGCCUCCUUAUUUAGUCUUCAUCUUCUACCAUUUCUUCAUUCUCCAUUAUAAUUGAUCUUUGCAGCUUUUGGGUGUUUUCCUAUUUGAAAGGUCUUCUGAUUUGUGGGUCAUUGCUAAAAAUAAAAAUUACCCAAAAAGGAAAAAAGUUUGAAUUUUUGGGAUGGAUUCUUAUUGUGCAACAAUUGGAGCAAAUACCAAAUUAGCAAGAACUGGUAAAUUUUAUGGAGGAAACGGUAUUUGGGGAGAGAAAAUCAGAGGAAGUUUAAAAUAUGGCAAUGUGUUGGUUAAUCAUCUGUCAAGGAGCUUGAAGACUGAUCAAAGAGGCAGAAAUAUUAAACCUGGUGUUGCUUUUUCUGUCUUGACAUCAAACAAUGCCACUGAGACACUUAUUAGGGAGGCACCAAUCCUCGAAAGGAAAAGUGCUGAUCCAAAAAAUGUGGCAUCAAUUAUACUGGGAGGAGGUGCAGGAGCUCAGUUAUUUCCACUUACCAGCAGAACAGCAACACCUGCUGUUCCUGUUGGGGGAUGCUACAGGCUUAUUGAUAUUCCAAUGAGUAACUGCAUCAACAGUGGUAUAAACAAAGUAUUCAUCUUAACUCAGUUCAAUUCAGCUUCCCUUAAUCGCCACAUAUACCGUACUUAUCAUGGGAAUGGUAUCAACUUUGGUGACGGAUUUGUGGAGGUUUUGGCAGCUACGCAAACACAAGGAGAAGCUGGAAAGAACUGGUUCCAAGGAACAGCUGAUGCUGUCAGACAGUUUAUAUGGCUGUUUGAGGAUGCGAGGAAUAAGAAUAUUGAGAAUAUUCUGAUCUUGUCUGGUGAUCAGCUCUAUAGAAUGGACUAUAUGGACCUUGUGCAGAAUCACAUUGACAGGAACUCUGAUAUCACAGUUUCUUGUGUUCCUGUGGGUGAGAGCUGUGCAUCGGAUUAUGGACUGAUGAAGAUAGACAGCAGAGGCCGAAUUGUCCAAUUUUGGGAGAAACCCAAGGGAGCUGAUUUGGAAGCAAUGAAAGUGGACACACAAAUUCUGGGAUUAUCUCGAGAAGAUGCUUCAACUAGUCCUUACAUUGCAUCCAUGGGAGUUUAUGUGUUUAAGACAGAUGUUUUACUUAAGCUUCUGAAACAGUCAUACCCAAAAUCCAAUGACUUUGGGUCUGAAAUCCUUCCUUCUGCUGUAAAGGAGCAGAAUAUUCAGGCAUAUCUGUUCAGAGACUACUGGGAAGACAUCGGAACCCUGAAGACUUUCUUUGAUGCUAAUUUAGCACUCACUAAAGAGUCACCAAAAUUUCAGUUUUAUGACCCAAAGACGCCCUUCUACACAUCUCCUCGGUUCCUACCACCUACGAAAAUGGACAAGUGCAAGAUUAAGGAUGCUAUUAUUUCCCAUGGAUGCUUCCUGCGAGAAUGUACAGUUGAGCACUCUAUCGUGGGAGAAAGGUCACGUUUGGACUCUGGUGUAGAGCUUAAGGAUACCUUGAUGAUGGGUGCAGACUACUAUCAAACUGAAUCUGAGAUUGCGUCUCUUUUGGCAGAGGGUAAGGCACCAAUUGGGAUUGGACGAAACACGAAAAUCAGGAACUGUAUCAUUGACAAGAAUGCAAAGAUAGGUAAAAAUGUGAUCAUCACCAACAAAGACGGUGUUGUGGAAGCUGAUCGGCCAGAACAAGGGUUCUAUAUUCGAUCAGGAAUCACCGUUGUAGUGGAGAAGGCAACCAUUGAAGAUGGCACUGUCAUAUAGUCAUCUUCCAAGUUCAGUGAUGAAACAUCUUUCAAUACAUUAAGGCUUGAAGCAGGGGAUUCGGAUUAGGAACCUUCAGAAGACAUUAUGUCAAAAGGUGAGAAGUACCGUGAGCAUGGACUACAAAGAACGAGCUGCCAGAGAUCAUAUAUCGCCGUAUGCCUGUAUGUUCAACUAGAGACCAGCUUGGCUAUGCUGUGUACAAAAGAGAAAAGUGGAGAAAUAAUAACAAGCUGACCUCAUGCUUAUAAUCAUACUACUACUACUACUACUACUACUAGAACUACAUACUACUACUACUACUACUACUACUACUACAACUAGAACUACAUUAUAUAGCAACAUUCUGUAUGAAAUGAGAGUUUUUGGGUAGGGAAUAAUAAUGUGUUCAGCUGUCAAUUAAUCAUAGAUUGAAAUCUUGUAUCAAACUUUAGUUUAUACAUCAAUAAAAAAGUUGUACACUUUUGGGAAUUACACAAA